AUGCAGCACCACGACCUUACCAGCACGGCAGGUAUGAGCCACGGCCACGGAGACAUGGACAUGGGAGACAGCGACUCCUGUUCGAUGAACAUGCUCUUCACCUGGUCCUACAAGAACACAUGCGUCAUCUUCCGGUGGUGGCACAUAAAGACGAUCUACGAUCUAUUUCUAAGUUUCCUAGCUAUCCUGUUCCUAAGUUACCUGUACGAAUAUCUGAGGUACUACAUCUAUAAAUCGCAGCAGAACCAUGGAGUCCUCCCCGGCAACUCCAGCUCGCCCGAGCGCAGAAGGAACAAGCUCUAUCAAAGCUGCUGGUACGGCCUCCAAGUUGGCUUCUCCUUCAUGCUCAUGCUAGUAUUCAUGACCUACAACGGCUGGCUGAUGAUCGCCGUGGUUCUGGGGGCCACAUGGGGCCAUUACUCCUGGGGUGCCCGGGUCAAGUCUGCCACGGAUGAAAUACCCUCCAUGGCGUGCCAUUGA
Messenger RNA from Torulaspora globosa, 480 nucleotides. It is a transcript of the gene CTR2, whose product is annotated as low-affinity Cu transporter. The record is from RefSeq and is a predicted model, not a curated record. Gene Ontology annotation, molecular function: copper ion transmembrane transporter activity. The transcript has a single exon. Gene Ontology annotation, biological process: copper ion transmembrane transport. Lineage: Eukaryota; Fungi; Ascomycota; Saccharomycetes; Saccharomycetales; Saccharomycetaceae. Gene Ontology annotation, cellular component: membrane. The coding region runs from base 1 to 480 and encodes 159 amino acids.